Molecule: messenger RNA, 1674 nt
Organism: Penicillium coprophilum
Lineage: Eukaryota; Fungi; Ascomycota; Eurotiomycetes; Eurotiales; Aspergillaceae
Exons: 3
Coding region: 1-1674 (557 amino acids)
Source: RefSeq, a predicted model, not a curated record
AUGAUUCUUGCAUCUCGUCUGCUUUCUGUGGGCACAUGGGCGGCGGUUGUUCUCCAAGCAACCGCCGUUCCCCAUGGCCCAUCCUACUACAAAAACAUGCGCCGACAGGAGGACAGCUGCGGCGCAGUCUCAAAGUACACGGAAAACCCCAGCGUUGAGAAAUGGAAUCAGGCUAAUACCGACGCCUGGCUUGAUCAAUGGUGGACUGUGAAUGCCGACAAGCGGACAAGCAACCCACACGGCUUCGCUGGUGCUUUCGGCAUGUAUGCACUAGGUCAACCCGGUUGGUCGUGCCAGAACAAUGGCAACGACGGCGACUGCGACAUGCCAGUCUGUGACAACGCUAAGCUCAACUCCCUCGGCAACAAUACCGAGCAGGCGUACUAUGUGCUGCAGGCCCUUAACAACCUACACGGUUUCUUCCUCGGCCUGGACCAAUCGUUCGAUAUCCCCUCCGUUGUUACCGCUCUGACCACGGACAAUAUCGUGGGCAAUUUCUGGUUUGACGAGAAUAACUGGAAUCCGAUGAUCCUGAAGCAGCUCCUGAACCUCCUAUCCGCCCUGGUUGCCAUCGUUGCCGGUGCCUUCGCUGCGCCUGCGCUCGCGCUAGCUGUGGCAGGUGCCGUCCCCGGAAUCGCGGGAGCAGGCUCAGCUGUGGUUACUGGUGGAGUGAAUGUAGCCGGUAAUUAUCUCUCAGCAGUAGAUUCGACCGCCCUCACAGAGGCCAAUCUCGGCAGUUUUUUGGGAGACGCAGUCACUUCUAUUUCCGGCUCAUUUGUUUCCAUUAACAACGAACUGAUGUACGGUCAUGGCUACGGCAAUUCUGGCGAUAUCCGCGACUACCUCAAGGGCGGAGCCUGGGUCAACUUUCCGGGACUGCAGAAGAACGGAGCUAAGGAUGUCAUGAUAGCUAUGAUGCAGUCAAUGAUGAUCAACUCUCUAUGGCGUAUGCAACGUGUGUUCAUUCUUGGCGGUGGCGCCUGCGGUGACGGCCAGGGCAUUGGCUCAGGUAUCUCUGCACCCGACGACAACUACAUCUGCGAUGAGAAUAACAAGGCCUGGUACCUGUACUUCUGGCAGAGGGAGUCUGUCCCCGCCGCGCUGAGACGCAAGAAGCAGGGAUGGCUUGCUCGGCCCUGGGGAUCCGAUCGUAUGGGCCAAUCUCCUCGGUUGGAGAGCGAGGGCGGCUCCGGGCCAUUCUGGAAGAAUAUCAAACCACAGGACGCCAUCAUAUCCUCUCUGAAGUCCUUCCAAGCUGCUGGAAAUAACUACACCUCGUCGUCAUUUACCGAUCGCAUGGGCGAGCUGUUCACUGAAAGCACGAAAAUCAAAUCAAACGGUGUGAACAUGGAAGGUCUAUGGACUAUCCCUGUGUGCGAUAUCAGUAAGACCAUCGGUGCCGACUGGCGAUAUGGCAAGAAGCAUGACAUACUCCAUCCGUACGGGUGGGAUGAACUACCAUCCUGGUGCGGACCGAUCUGUGACAAUGACCCGGAUAAGACGAUAGAAUUCUAUCAGGCGGCGAACUUCAAAGAUGACUUCAGCAUGCCAUUCAAAAAAGACUGUGGGUACACUGUCAAGGAGUCGGACGGGGGAUAUUCCUCCAGUCUUUGGUGGGACUGGACUACCAACAAGACGUGGUACCGGAACAUGCCGUAUAAUGGAGGUAAUUAG